AUGUUUUUUCACUUUGGCGUCAAAGAAAGCGCGAUAUUAUUUUCCGGGUGGAAAACUAACGAUUGGCAGGGUGUCUUAGGAUCGUGUAUAGGUAUUUUUAUCCUCGGAGUAAUUUACGAAGGGCUCAAAAGUUACAGAGAGUCAGUGUUUUUAAAAUUGUCAUAUUUUUACCGGAACCAAAAAUCCCGAAGAAAAAUAAUCUUGUCUCCCGUUCACGUCUUCCAAACAAUACUUCACAUCCUUCAAUUUACUCUCGGGUACUUUUUGAUGUUCAUCUUCAUGACCUACAAUGUGUGGUUCGCGAUCGCGGUACUUUUAGGCGUUGGUGUCGGCUUCUGGAUAUUUUCUUGGGACAAAUAUUCUCCCGACUCACAAUGCUGCUUCUAA
Messenger RNA from Cotesia congregata, 387 nucleotides. The record is from the annotation of a GenBank genome assembly. NCBI's taxonomy places the organism in Eukaryota, Metazoa, Arthropoda, Insecta, Hymenoptera, Braconidae.